Molecule: messenger RNA, 2496 nt
Organism: Syzygium oleosum
Lineage: Eukaryota; Viridiplantae; Streptophyta; Magnoliopsida; Myrtales; Myrtaceae
Product: wall-associated receptor kinase-like 1
Exons: 3
Coding region: 79-2283 (734 amino acids)
Biological process (GO): protein phosphorylation; cell surface receptor signaling pathway
Cellular component (GO): plasma membrane
Molecular function (GO): ATP binding; polysaccharide binding; calcium ion binding
Source: RefSeq, a predicted model, not a curated record
AAUACACGAAAAUUCUUCCCUUCCACUUAUAUAACAAGGGACUCAGCCCAUAUCCCCUUCUCCAAAGGUUUUAGGUUCAUGCAAAUACGAAACGUGAACAUCAUGUCGAACUCUGUGUUUGAAAUUCUUUUACUUCUGGUUUCCCUCACGGUACAAGCAUCAGGAGCUGCACCUGGACUUGCAAAGCCUGGCUGCAAUGAUACAUGCGGGAACAUCAACAUUCCCUUCCCCUUCGGAAUAGGAGCUGGGUGUUUCAUGGAUGAGUGGUACGAGAUUGACUGCCAACAAAGCGGCAUGGUUCCCAUACUAAAGAAGAUUGAAUUGCCAGUUCUCAACAUUUCACUCCCCAAUUACUAUAGAUCCAUGAACGGCAUGAUUAGCGUGAGGCUUCCUUUAAUUUACUCAAAUGUAAGCUGUGGGGGCGAUGGAUAUGGCGUGCCAGUGAGCUUAGAAGGAAGUCAAUUUGUCUUCUCCAAGACAUGGAACAUCUUUAUAUCGGUUGGUUGCAACACCCUGGCGACAGUGAAUAGUACAGAAUCAGCAGUUGUUGGUUGUAGGUCGAAAUGUGCUGGAACAAAUAUCAGCCUAGAUAGUGCUUGUUCUGGCAGGGACGGAUGCUGCCAGACUACACUCCCCUCUAGCCUUCAGAGCAUUAGUAUAGAUUUCAAGGAAGAAGGUGGACAUCAGGUUUGCAAUUAUGCUUUCUUGGCAGAUAGAUCAUGGUUCUUGAGAUCUAACUCGACAGGUUUAUAUGAUUUGAGAUUGAAAGAUACGGUUCGAGUGGUGUUGGAAUGGGGGAUUCCGAACACUACCAUAGAUGCACCUGAGCUUAUCGGGCAAGUUCAAGCAAAUUUCAGCUGUACCGGAUACAACCUCUACGACCAGAAUUUGUAUCAUUCAAGUGAAACAAUGCCAUUUACGCAAUGCUAUUGUGGAACAGGUUAUCGUGGUAACCCCUAUCUUCUUGGAGGGUGCCUAGAUAUUGACGAAUGUGAAGGUUCCUAUCGGUGCCUUGGAACUUGUAUCAACAUACCGGGCAGCUUUAAAUGCGUCGAUGGCAGAAAGAAAGCUACAUUCAUUCUUAUUGUCCUCGGAGCGUGCGUUGGAGGAUUAGUGCAAGUGUUGCUGCUCUCUCGGUGGUUAUACAAAGUCAUCAAGAAAAGAAGAGAAAUUAAGCAAAAAGAGAAGUACUUCAAAACACAGUGGGGACUCUUGUUGCAACAACAUCUAUCUUCAUCACCUGAAGGCAAUGUUGCGAAAAGCAAAUUAUUCCACUUCAAGGAUUUAGAGAAGGCUACUGACCGUUUCAACCAGGAUAGGAUACUCGGCCAAGGUGGGCAAGGUGUUGUUUUCAAGGGAAUGCUGGCUAAUGGAAAAAUAGUUGCUGUUAAGAAAUCGAAACUGAUGGACAAGGAAAAGAUUGAAGAGUUCAUCAAUGAGGUCAUCAUUCUCUCGCAAAUCAAUCACAGGAAUGUGGUCAAGCUAAUGGGUUGCUGCUUGGAAACAGAAAUCCCGCUUUUAGUUUAUGAGUUCAUACCAAACGGGACUCUUUACAAGUAUCUGCAUGACCCGAAUGAAGACCUUCUCAUAUCAUGGGACACACGCCUACGAAUUGCAACCGAAAUCGCAGAAGCCUUAUCCUACUUGCACUUGGCAGCUUCUAUACCCAUCUAUCAUCGUGAUAUCAAGUCCACCAAUAUCCUCUUGGAUGAGAAACAUCGUGCUAAAGUCGCAGAUUUCGGUAUUUCCAAGUCUGUAUCCCCCGAUGAAACUCACGUAACCACAUUAGUGCGAGGGACUUUUGGAUACUUGGAUCCAGAGUACUUCAGAACAGGUCAUUUUACAGACAAAAGCGAUGUGUACAGCCUAGGAGUGGUCCUCGUUGAACUCCUAACAGGGCAAAUGCCAAUCUGUCAGCUUAGGGAAGAAGGAAGGAGCCUCGCGGACUAUUUUAUCAAUUCGAUGGAGCAGAAUUGUUUGUUUGAUAUUGCUGAUGCUCGAGUUAUGAAGGAAGGAAAGAAAGAAGAGAUUACCGCAGUUGCUAACCUCACAAGAAGGUGCUUGAGCUCGAUUGGGUGGAAGCGGCCGACAAUGAAAGAAGUGGCAAUGGAGUUGGAGGGAAUAAGGAAGCUCCGAAGCUCUUUGAGCUUCCAACAAAAUCAAGAAAAGAUCAAGGUCGCUGAAUCUCGUGACUCUAUUUUCACAUCUGGCAAAUCUUUCGUGGACAUGGGUGUAACUACAUUUUCAGAUGAGCAGCCACUCGCACAUUGUGAAUCAUGGUGAAGGCAACACUUUCUGGCAUCAUAUCCGCAACAAUUUCUGGCUAUACAUGCAGAGGCCAAUGAUAAGCCGCAACAAAAUUUAUCUUUACCCGUACCUCUUACCCUUAACAAAUAAAGGGGAACUUGCCCUUCGUCUAGUCAAUUAUAGACAGCUUUUUAAAGUCGUUUCCUUGUUGCUGGUGUUGGGAUCAAAAGAGUGUUUGAGCACUACCUU